CCAAGAUAUGAUUAGAGGGAACAGCGGGCGACACGCCUCUUUUCCAGGUGAAAGACAUUGGGGUCUUUACGCGGCUCUGCUGUAGUUAUAAGAAGUGAAAGUAUCAACUUUGUGUUCACUUUUCCUAUCAAGUAUCUUGAUUUUGUCAGCACUACUGGCAGCCCCGCAAAAUGCACUGACUGAAAGUUACUCUGCGUGAAGUACAACGACGGGGAAUUCAUCUGGUAGUUCUUGCUACGUGUUCGUUUUAAGCAUGUUGUUGGUUUGUUUACGAAGUUCUUUUUUCGAUUGUGUUGAAUACAAAAAAAAAUAAUUAAACCGGCGUGAAAGACGCUAUUCUUAUAAAAUAGAUAUCUUCUCCCCAUACUACCGUGGUCCCCUGAUAGCCGAACAAAUCCUGGCCAUUGCAAAAGAAGUUUGGCAUGGCAACAGAAAAUGCGACAUGGCUUCCCUUUGCCCAAGCGGCAGCUAUAGGGUGGAUGCCGGUGGCGAGGUCUCCUAUGCCAUCUCUGCCAGUGCACCGGAAAGCACCUGAUGGGUUCAUUAUUCUCAAUAUUAGUGGAAGAAGGUUCCAGACUUGGCGUAACACUUUAGAGCGGUUCCCGAAUACUUUACUUGGCUGCACUGAACGCGAUUUUUUUUUCCACGAAGAAACUAACGAGUACUUCUUCGAUCGAGACCCUGAGCUCUUCAGACACAUCCUAAACUUUUAUCGCACUGGCACAUUGCACUACCCGCGGCACGAGUGCGUUUCGGCGUACGACGAAGAGCUGGCCUUCUUCGGGAUCAUGCCGGAGAACAUGGGAGACUGUUGCUAUGAAGAUUACAAGGACCAUAAAUGUGAGAACCUGGAACGGAUACAGGAUGCGGAGGACACGCAGAGAAAAGAGAAUCACGAGAAUCGUGUUCUUGCUGCUAUGACCUUGAAACAGUCCAUGUGGAGAACUUUUGAGAAUCCGCAGACGAGCACUCUCGCUCUGGCCAUUUAUUAUGUCACUGGGUUUUUCAUCGCAGUCUCCGUCAUGGCCAACGUGUUAGAAACGAUACCAUGUGAGACCUCAGCGAAGACGACAGUCUCCUGCGGGAAGCGCUACCAGCUGCAGUUCUUCUGCUUAGAUACUGCCUGUGUGAUGAUUUUCACAAUCGAAUACCUGUUGCGUCUGAUUGCUGCCCCAAACCGAUUCAAGUUUGUUAAAAGUGUGAUGAGUAUUAUAGACGUGGUUGCGAUCAUGCCAUAUUACAUAGGACUCUUCAUGACUGACAAAGGCGAGGUGAGCGGAGCCUUCGUCACUUUGAGGGUGUUCCGAGUGUUUCGCAUUUUCAAGUUCUCCCGUCAUUCUGCAGGCCUGCGUAUCCUGGGCAACACUUUGAAGAGCUGUUUCUCUGAGCUGGGAUUUCUGUUCUUUUCUUUGACGAUGGCUAUCAUUAUUUUUGCAACGGUGAUAUUCUACGCAGAGAAAAGUGUGAAAAAGAGCAAGUUCACCAGCAUCCCAGCAUCCUUCUGGUAUACUAUUGUCACAAUGACCACGCUCGGGUAUGGUGACAUGGUCCCAAAGACCAUCAUGGGAAAAGUUUUUGGGUCGAUCUGUUCGCUGUGUGGGGUGCUGGUCAUUGCUCUGCCUGUGCCUGUCAUUGUCUCCAAUUUCAUCCGCAUCUACCAGCAAAGCCAGCGUUCAGAAAAGCGGCAAGCACAAAAGAAAAACAGGCUGGCUAUGGCUCGACUUGCCAGGAAGAGUGGUGCUAGCAGCUAUUUGCAGUACAAGUACAGUGGGCUCUUGAGGGGCUCCAAGGAAGAGGUAUCUAGGGACGCUGGACAGGCACGUUUUCAGACUGAACAGCACCACCUGCUGUACUGCCUGGAGAGGACCACGAACCAUGAGUUUGCGGAUGAGCAGAGCCAUCAGACGUGCUCCCCGGUGAUGGGGCCCCAGAUCUCUUCAUAUUCUCCUUCCUCUUCGUCACAAAGCUUUUGCCUGAGGAAGAAAAAGAGAUUCAGUGUGCCCAAAGUUCAGGAAUUCAGCCACCUGCAGAAGGGACUUCAAACCAGCCGGCGCUCAAGACUGAACACAGCUGCAGAUGAGUCAGUGUCCCUAAAUAGUGAACAGCACCACCUGCAGGAUCCCUUCAUCAGCUCACCCAGGGUCUCGCAAGAGAGUACUUUUACAGUGUCUGCUGUAUAGCCUGCUGUCAACAUACAAGACCUUGUUGGAGUGGGACAGUGAAAAGGGAGAUCCUUUUGAAAAAACAACAAUGGCUUGAAAACAUUAUUGCCACCAAAAUAAACACAGAUAUGAGACCUUCCAAUUACAGAGCUUGAUGAAGAAACCUAAAGGACAAAUAGUUUACUUUAGAACUAGAUGCUGUUGGAAUGACAACAAUGUAUUCCCCAGACAGCCCCUUACCUCCCCCCAAAUCUAAUCUCCACUCCUCCCACACCCCCAACCUCUACUAUCUCUGGCCCUACCAUGCAAGGCUGGGGCGGUAUCUAAUUUUUCAUAUACAGUAGUCAUACUAUACAUACAUUAAAUUCAAAUUCAAAUAACUUUAUUUGUCCCUGAGGGGCAAUUAUAUACUUUUAUAAGGUAUUUUGAUGCUCUUUUCAAAAGCAAUACGAUUCCAGAAUUUUUAAAUCUUGGUAAGGGAAGUCCCCAUGAUAAAGAUCACCAAACAAAAAUACACUGGUGUACUGAAAAUAUUACCGUAGUAUGGCCUAAGCCUACCCCACACACUCUCCCACCUUUUUAAAGCCCACAUAUGUGUGAUUUGUCUCGGUGUUUUUAGGUUCACCAGAUAUACACUUAUAGCUGUUCUUUUAUGUGCCAACAUUGACUCCAUGAUAAAUUUUGCCAACCAGCUAAUAGAUUGCUACUGGUCGGAUUUGACAAAUACUUUUUGAGUUAUCAUGCUGAGAAGAUUAAGUGUCUGAGGAUGUCAUUUUCUUUGAUACCACUGUGUGGCGCUGCUUCUGUUUUGGAGGCAUUUGUCUCAAAAUUUGAACACUUCCAGAUAUUCACCCACACAAUGUGUUUGCAGGGUUUGAAAAAGAUCUAUGAGAUACUGUUAUUUGUGUAUGUUAUGUUUACAAGAAAAUCUGCCUUCUAUAGCCAUUUCCUUCCUUGACUACCUAGCACUGGUGCUUCUGUUUUGGUUUGUCUCAAAAUGAAAUCAGCUAUAGAUCUUCAUCCAUUUAAUGCUUUUUUGAAGCAGUGAUAAGAGUCAUCAAUUACUUAUUGACAUCACAUGCAUACUGUAAAAUGUCUGCAGUCACCUUUCCCUUUGCUGCCACCAAGUGGCAUUGCUUCAACUUUGAGGUGAUUUGUCUCAAAAUUUUAUCAGAUCUAGUUCUUCACUCCUACUUCUUUCUAAUAUUUUUGAGUUAUCAUGUUAUCAGGAUCAAGUGUCAAAACUGCCCUUUGGCACAGAGACAGAGCAAAAAAUAAAAUAUGUAAACUAUAAUCACCAGGGCAACAGCCCUAAAAAACAAGCCCUCAUUCCAGAGGUCCAGAUCUCAACCCAUACAAUGUGUCUGCAAAGUUUGGAAAAGAUCCAACAAAUAAUUUUUGAGUUAUCAUGAUGACAAUCAAAUGUCUAUGGCUGCCCUUCUCUUUGAUAUCACAAUGUGGCACUGCAUUAAUUCUGUUGGAAUUAACUCUUUUUGACGAUACACUACCCAGAUAAAGCCAUUUGCACAAAUACCAGCGAAAGAAAGUGAUGAGCAAAGCGACAGAACUAUCAGUAGAACAAACCAAAUCCACAUAUAACUCAAAUUUAUCAAGGUUAGGAUGGACCCACAUGUGUCAAAUUAUUUGUCAUUUCUGAAUGUGGAGCAAGAGUAGACAUUAACAUUUUCACAGGUGUUAUUAAUGUAAUAUGAAUGUCUUCAGUCGAUGACUUGGCGUCUCUCAUUGCAGAAUAAAAACUCUUUCACAGCACAUCAGAUAAAUCCUCAA
Brienomyrus brachyistius is the source of this 3950-nucleotide messenger RNA. RefSeq names its product potassium voltage-gated channel subfamily D member 2-like. Gene Ontology annotation, cellular component: membrane; voltage-gated potassium channel complex. Bases 423 to 2180 code for a protein of 585 amino acids. NCBI's taxonomy places the organism in Eukaryota, Metazoa, Chordata, Actinopteri, Osteoglossiformes, Mormyridae. The record is from RefSeq and is a predicted model, not a curated record. Gene Ontology annotation, molecular function: protein binding; A-type (transient outward) potassium channel activity. Gene Ontology annotation, biological process: potassium ion transmembrane transport; protein homooligomerization. The transcript is spliced from 7 exons.